GAAUAAUUUUCAUUUCAGUUUUGACUUUUAUUUUCCGAGUUUGCGUCGUAAAUUGAAAGUUUUCUUCAAAAAUUGCGUGCAGAUUACUCAAGCUUUUGGUGAAAUAUUACUCUGAUCUACUAAGUCAUCAGCAUUAACGAAAACAAAUCUAUUAGGAAGGGGUCUGAAAUAUUGUAACAAUGGCAUACUUGUUUCCGAAUUUAUGUCGUUGCAUUUGUUUAAGAAAUCGCAGCGGCAUUCAUAUUGGCCAAACUGCGUCAUAUCAUGCAAAUGUUAUAGAUCAUUACGAAAACCCUAGAAAUGUCGGUUCAUUGGACAAAAAGGACAAGAAUGUUGGAACAGGAUUGGUAGGAGCUCCAGCUUGUGGUGAUGUCAUGAAGUUACAAAUCAGAGUGGAUGACGAUGGAAAAAUUAUUGAUGCUAAAUUCAAGACUUUUGGAUGUGGCUCAGCUAUUGCAUCAAGCUCCCUUGCUACAGAAUGGGUCAAGGGAAAGACAGUUGAUGAAGCGUUAAAACUGAAGAAUACUGAUAUUGCUAAGGAACUGUCCUUGCCACCUGUCAAGUUACACUGUUCUAUGCUUGCAGAGGAUGCCAUCAAAGCUGCUCUCUCAGACUACAGAAUCAAACAACAGCACAAUGAAAAGUAAAUGAGCCUUAGAUGCUAUGAGGAACAGAUCUGUGAUUGUAUUAAGAAUGUUGGAUAGAAUUAAAAAUUUAUUAAAUAGAACUUAGGAAUUUUAUGUUAUCUUAUAUAAACACUGCUAUAGUCAAUAGCUAUUAUCUUGUGGCAGUAUAAUAGUUGUUGUUUUUUUUUCGAAUAAAUAGAUGAUGUGAC
Pieris brassicae (large cabbage white) is the source of this 835-nucleotide messenger RNA. It is a transcript of the gene IscU, whose product is annotated as iron-sulfur cluster assembly enzyme ISCU, mitochondrial. Gene Ontology annotation, molecular function: 2 iron, 2 sulfur cluster binding; ferrous iron binding. Gene Ontology annotation, biological process: intracellular iron ion homeostasis; iron-sulfur cluster assembly. NCBI's taxonomy places the organism in Eukaryota, Metazoa, Arthropoda, Insecta, Lepidoptera, Pieridae. The record is from RefSeq and is a predicted model, not a curated record. The coding region runs from base 180 to 647 and encodes 155 amino acids. The transcript has 3 exons. Gene Ontology annotation, cellular component: cytoplasm; mitochondrial matrix.